Suhomyces tanzawaensis NRRL Y-17324 is the source of this 930-nucleotide messenger RNA. RefSeq lists its product as uncharacterized. The transcript has a single exon. The record is from RefSeq and is a predicted model, not a curated record. Lineage: Eukaryota; Fungi; Ascomycota; Pichiomycetes; Serinales; Debaryomycetaceae. Bases 1 to 930 code for a protein of 309 amino acids.
AUGCCUAUUGUCAAGAGACUCCACAUCAAAGCGUCCAACAACUACGAGUCGGGCUUCAAAAUCGUCCCCGUCAACACCAACCGUCCAGUGGUGAUCGAGUCUGACCUCGGCACCAUCAGUCUUUGCAUCAACAUCAAGAACUUUGACGGCUCCACCCCACACUUGUCCAACAGUUUGUACAAUGUGGGCGAUAAGGUGUUCCUCGAUGGCGAGGCCAUCGACUCCAGCGUCGAGGACUCGGAUGAGCUCGUCAAAUCGGUGCUUCCCAACCUCCGUUUGGAAAUCAAGUUCCUGCCCAAAGUGCCUAUCAAGGGCUCGGAGUUGUUGUUUGGCAACGACUUCCUCGUGCCCAUCAAGGAGUACGUCCCCACCACGUUGUUGUCCACUGGGUUGAAAUUUUUCACCUGGUUCAUCAACAAGACUGUCAAAGGCGACAUCUAUGGCGACAAGCCGUUCCUCUACGGAGCAGCGUUGUCCAGCAUCACGUCGAUUGCGGUCGACAAGAACCCCAACGACGCGUUGAAGGUGGUGGACCCUCCCAAGAAGGCUCCCACCGAUUUGGUCAACUUUAAGGAGAACCUCAAGGACAAUGGUGACGGUUUGGAUGUACCAGAAGACUCGUUUGCUCGCAAGAAGUUCUUUGGCGACAUCAAGAACUGCGACAAGUUCACCUACAACCACAACCACUCGUACUUGCUCCAGUUCGACACCACCUCCGUCAAGAUGGCUGACUCCAAGUACGCCGUCACCAUUCCCACCUACGGCAGCAAGACGUUUGACUUUGACGUUUCCAGCUACGCCAACGACCACUUGAACAACUUCAACUGGACCCUCAAGCGUGGAGGCUACGAGGGUGUUGGCCACGGCGUAUUGGCGUUGGUGGUGAACUUUUCAUUGCUCGACGAGGAGGCCAAGACUGGCAGUGGGUAG